Synchiropus splendidus (mandarinfish) is the source of this 1668-nucleotide messenger RNA. RefSeq names its product homeobox D3a (gene hoxd3a). Gene Ontology annotation, cellular component: nucleus. Gene Ontology annotation, biological process: regulation of transcription by RNA polymerase II. The transcript has 4 exons. The record is from RefSeq and is a predicted model, not a curated record. Gene Ontology annotation, molecular function: DNA-binding transcription factor activity, RNA polymerase II-specific; RNA polymerase II cis-regulatory region sequence-specific DNA binding. Lineage: Eukaryota; Metazoa; Chordata; Actinopteri; Syngnathiformes; Callionymidae. The coding region runs from base 354 to 1535 and encodes 393 amino acids.
UUCCUCUCUCGGAUUCAGACAUAUGAAAGUGCGCCAGUCGGCCGGACCACGUGAUUGUCUCAAUAAUUAAUGCAGCACGUCCCCCCAGAAACACGGCGUCGUCAUUAAUCGCAAGGACUCUAUCAGACUUGAAGAGAUCCUCCAAGAAAAUAAUAUCCGAGCGAGCGAGCCGCGCACUCUGCAGCACCAGAACCGAACCGAUGGAUGUUUGGGUCGAGGUCGCAGCAGUGAUGAAUGCGUGAGAGACACACAAGAUCUUUGCACAGAUUUCGGUGACAGCCUGGAGGGAAGGUGGGGGAGACCAGUCACGUGAGGACACGCCACCCAUGCUUUUGGAUAUUUGAAUCAGCACCAUGCAGAAAGCAACGUAUUACGACAACACCGGACUCUUUGGAGGCUACACCUACCCCAAACCUGACUCCUACAACUACGGCCCCGCAGCCCAUCAGACCUACCCCGCCCCCUCUAUAGACGCUGAGUACCAGAACUCGGUGUGCCCCAUCCAGACCUCCACGGUCCGACCCCCGAGCCUCAAAGAUGGGGAGAUGAAUGGAGAUUGUAUGAGACAGAGCGGCGGGCAGGGCAACAGCCAGGCGACGGUGGAGCAGCAGCCCCCUCCCCUCUCAGCAUCCUCCCCCAGCGCCAACAGCCCCGGGUCCCAGAAAAAGAAGUCUCCAUCCGGUAGUGGGUCUGGAGCUGCCACGCCGGGCCUGACCAAGCAGAUCUUUCCCUGGAUGAAGGAGACCCGGCAGAACUCCAAGCAGAAGAGCAACAACUGUAGCGCCCCAGCAGGUGAGGUGGCCGACGAGAAGAGCCCGUCCGGACCCGCGUCCAAACGGGUCCGAACCGCAUACACCAGCGCCCAGCUGGUGGAGCUGGAGAAGGAGUUCCACUUCAACCGCUACCUGUGCCGCCCGCGGCGGGUGGAGAUGGCCAACCUGCUGAACCUCACCGAGCGCCAGAUCAAGAUCUGGUUCCAGAACCGCCGGAUGAAAUACAAGAAGGACCAGAAGUCCAAAGGGAUCGCGCACUCGCCCAUGGGACACUCCCCGGACAGAAGCCCACCCCUGAGCGGCUCGGGCCACCUGGGCUACUCGGGUCAGCUCCAGAACAGCCUGGGCUACGACGCGCCGUCGCCUCCUCCCUUCUCCAAGCCGCAGCAGAACAUGUACGGCCUGGCCGCCUACACCGCGCCGCUCGGCGGCUGCCUGCCGCAGCAGAAGCGCUACCCGGGGUCCGAGUACGAGCACCACGGCAUGCAGAGCAACGGCGGCUUCCCGAGCGCCAACUUGCAAGGCAGCCCGGUUUACGUGGGCGGGAAUUUUGUGGAUUCCAUGCCAGCCUCGGGGCCCAUGUUCAACCUUGGCCAUCUCCCUCAUCCUUCAUCCACCAGCGUGGACUACAGCUGCGCGGCCCAGAUCCCAGGGAACCACCACCACGGACCCUGUGACCCGCACCCCACCUACACAGACCUCACCUCUCACCAAGCGUCUCAGGGAAGGAUUCAGGAAGCGCCCAAACUCACGCAUUUGUAACAAGUCUUUGUGCGCGCGUGUGUGCGUGUGUGUGUGCGUGCGUGCGUGGCGCUUUGAUUACCUCACUCGUGUGUACUAUUACGACAGUAUUAUUCUCGAUAUCGAUGUGGUUACUUUGUCAACGACACAGCUU